Messenger RNA from Fusarium keratoplasticum, 477 nucleotides. Its product is annotated as CENP-V/GFA domain-containing protein. The coding region runs from base 1 to 477 and encodes 158 amino acids. Lineage: Eukaryota; Fungi; Ascomycota; Sordariomycetes; Hypocreales; Nectriaceae. Gene Ontology annotation, molecular function: carbon-sulfur lyase activity. The transcript is spliced from 2 exons. The record is from RefSeq and is a predicted model, not a curated record.
AUGGCUUCAGAGGAAUAUCCCACGACUGUAUCAGGCGGAUGUCUCUGCGGUUCUGUCCGAUACACAGUGACCUUCCCAGCUAGCCACGACUGGAAGAGAAGCUGCUCGACAUGCCAGUGUUCCCAGUGCCGCAAGAACGGCGGCUCCCUCAUCGCCUACCUCCACCAGCUACCAGCCUCCAGCGUCGCAUUCACCUCGCAGACGACGCUCUCGCGGUACCACGCCACCGAGGGUUGCGCGCGCGGGUUCUGCACCGCCUGCGGGAGCUGGCUCUUCUGGCGCAGCGAGGACGCGGACACCAUCAGCAUGUCUGUCGGCACGCUCGACAAGGAGGUGCUGAAGCGCUGGGGGAAGCUGCUGGCGCACGCCGAGGUGCAUCUCUGGUGCGAGGAUGAGAUUGAGGGCGCCACGGAUCAUCUUCGAGGGGAGAAGUGGAAGCAAGAUAAUGAGGGUGCAGGAGCUGAGAGGAUUGAUUAA